Rotaria socialis is the source of this 1191-nucleotide messenger RNA. Lineage: Eukaryota; Metazoa; Rotifera; Eurotatoria; Philodinida; Philodinidae. The record is from the annotation of a GenBank genome assembly.
AUGGAACAAAUCGAAGCAACCCGAUCAGCAUAUACAGGUGAAUUACGUCGUUCAUCCGUCACACAUCAAAAUGAAGUAUAUUAUCCAAGUUGGAAACGCUUAUUAUUUCGUUUGUUUGUAACAAUCCCCAUGAUUGGUAUUAACAUAGUACUUGUUUCAUUUCUUAUACUUCUUAUAAUACGUUUUCAAAGUUGGGUUGAUAGACAAUUGAAAGAUGGCCAUUUACCACAUCUCAUGUCAUUAACAGAAUUGUUUCCAAAAAUUUUAUUAGCAUUAGUUACAACAAUAUUUAGUGAUGUUUAUAAAAGUGUUUGUCGUUGGUUAACAAUUAAAGAAAACUAUCGGGAGCAACAAAAGCAUGAUGAUCAAAUGGUUGGAAAGUUAUUUGCUGAAGCUAUUAUCCCAUACAUAGUCUCAAAUGCGCGUUUAUCAGUAUUGAUACAAAUGAGUAAGAAAGAACGUGCUCGUUAUGCUGAACGAAAAGAUCUCAAUAAAGAACUAACACGUAUUCUUGAUGAAUGGCGAAAUUCUGAGUUAGAUAAAGCUGAACGACAAAAAGAUAGCAAUGCUUAUACGACGAAAGCUGUUGAUGAUAUUCUAACAGAUAAUACUCUCAAUCGUCGUUGUUCCGACAUCACCUUUGAAUCAUUAUCAUUGUCACAAGCUGAAAUCGAAUGUUCACAACCAAAAUGGGAAGAUUUAUAUGAAGAUUAUCUAGAGAUGGUUAUACAAUUUGGUUAUAUUAUAUUCUUAUCGACAUUGUUUCCACUAGCAGCAUUUUUUUCUCUAUUAAAUAAUAUAAUCGAAAUUCGUACAGAUGCCUUUAAAUUAUGUAUGAUCUAUCAACGACCAUUUUCACAACGUGUAAAAGAUAUUGGCCAUUGGCAGAAAAUAAUGGAAUAUAUGGUUUUUGCAGCUAUCAUCAUUAAUUGUAUAUUUUGUUCGACACGCGGUGUUUUUCGUCGAUUAGUACCUGAUUUACCAUUUGCUGCAGAAAUCUUUAUACUUGUGUGUAUCGAACAUUUGUUAAUUUUACUAUGUAAAGUAAUUCGCUCAACUAUUGAAUAUGUACCAUAUUGGGUACGAGUUGAAAAGUCCAUAAUGGAACAUCGUCGACGUGAAGCAUUCAAAAAACUCGAAUGUGAUGCAUUACAUCUCAAGGAAAAUCGGAGCCAUAAUUAUAACGAAUAA